Molecule: messenger RNA, 3373 nt
Organism: Gossypium raimondii (Peruvian cotton)
Lineage: Eukaryota; Viridiplantae; Streptophyta; Magnoliopsida; Malvales; Malvaceae
Product: probable LRR receptor-like serine/threonine-protein kinase At1g56140
Exons: 24
Coding region: 94-3192 (1032 amino acids)
Biological process (GO): protein phosphorylation
Molecular function (GO): protein kinase activity; ATP binding; protein binding
Source: RefSeq, a predicted model, not a curated record
CUGGAUUAACAACUAAAACUGGCGGCUAAGUCCAACUACAUAUAUAAAUGUUGAGUCACACUAACUAUAUCGGUGAAAGAAAUCAAAAGAAAGAUGAUAUCGAGUGAGGAGCCGCCAUCUUGUUCCAAAUGCUUGGUGGUGUUAUUCAUUUUCUUUAUUGCUUGCACCAAAUAUUGCAAUGCUCAGACUCCGACAGCUACCACCGACCCAUCUGAAGUGAGGGCAUUGAAUGCAAUAUUCCAACAAUGGGAAACUCAAGCGCCAGACGGUUGGAACAUCAGCGGAGAGCCAUGCAGCGGAGUUGCUCUCAGUCAAAGCGAUUCAGUGUUUGAAGACUCUGCUAAUAAUCCAUCUAUCAGAUGUGACUGUUCCUUCGAAAAUUCCACCCUCUGCCACAUUACUAGACUGAGGGUAUUUUCUCUGGAGAAACGAGGAAGGAUACCUGAAGAGCUUUUAGCUUUUAGAUAUCUCAACUUCUUGAAGAUUGAUCAAAACUUCUUUACAGGUCCCUUGCCAGCAUUUAUUGGAAAUAUGUCUAGACUAGGAUUACUGUCAGUUGCCCAGAAUUCAUUAUCUGGACCCAUCCCAAAGGAGAUUGGAAAUCUCAAGGAGCUCUAUCUGCUGUCUCUUGGUAUUAAUAAUUUCUCAGGAACAAUCCCACCAGUGUUGGGUAAUCUAGUUGAGCUUCAACAACUUUACAUUAACAGUUGUGGAUUGACCGGUGAAAUCCCCUCAACAUUUGCAAACCUUCAAAAUUUGCAAAUUGUGGGGGCAUCUGACAACGCUUUCACAGGCAAAAUACCUGAAUUUAUUGGAAGUAACUGGACAAAGCUUGCAUCAUUGAGACUUGAAGGGAACUCUUUUGAAGGGCCUAUACCAUCUAACAUUGGGAACUUAACCUCUCUUACCAUUUUGCGAAUUACCGGUAUAUACAACGGGAGCUCUUCGCUUGAUUUCGUUAGAAAUUUAAAGAACAUAUCAGACUUAGUUCUAAGAAACGUUUUACUCACUGGUAGCAUUCCCUCUGACAUCUCAGAUUUCCAAUCUUUACAAAAGCUGGAUUUGAGUUUUAACAACUUAACAGGACAAAUUCCAAGUAAAUUGUUCAAUAUGAAAUCUCUUACAUACUUGUUUCUUGGAAAUAAUAGUCUGUCAGGUACCCUUCCUAGCCAAAAGAGCGAAAUUCUUAAGAGUAUAGAUGUGUCUUACAAUCAGCUAUCGGGAAAUUUGCCCCCAUGGAUAGAUUCAAGCUUACAACUGAAUGUAGUGGCCAACAACUUCACACUCAAUAGCUCAGACAUAAGACUUUUACCAGGAUUGCAGUGCCUUCAAAGAGGCUUCCCAUGCAAUAGAAAUUCUCCACGAUAUGCAAACUUUGCAAUCAAGUGUGGCGGUCCGCAGAUGACUGCUGAUGGCAUAGUGUUUGAGGCUGAGAAUAAUUCUUUGGGCGCAGCAACAUUUAAUGUAACAAAUACUCAAAAAUGGGCAGUUAGCAAUGUAGGAUUGUAUGAAGACAGGGAGAAUCCACUGUAUGUGCAAAACACAAAUGCACAAGUGAAAGGCACCAACACUCCUGCGCUUUAUCUUACUUCAAGGAUAUCCCCUGUAUCCCUCAGAUACUAUGGCUUAGGCCUUGAGAAUGGGCCUUAUACAAUAAACUUGUUCUUUGCGGAAACAGCUUAUCCAGAUAGAAGCACUCAGUCGUGGAAAAGUUUAGGAAGACGCGUUUUUGAUAUUUAUAUUCAGGGGGGUCUUCAAGUUAAAGAUUUCGAUAUAUCAAAGGAGGCAGGUGGGGCUGAGAAAGCAAUUACUAGGAGAUUCAUUUCUAAUGUGACAGAUAAUCAUCUUGAAAUUCACUUGCUUUGGACUGGUAAGGGGACCUGCUGUGUACCAGAACUAGGUUAUUAUGGUCCAUCCAUUUCAGCUAUUAGUGUGGUCCCAAAUUUCAAACCAACUGUUAGUGGGUUACCACCAGGCAAUUCUAAGAGGAAAACAGCACUGAUUGUUGGUAUUGCAGUUCCUGUUGGAGCUGUUUCUUUGAUGCUGAUAUAUGUAGUUAUUCACUUUAAGAAAAGAAAAGAAUACGAUGAUGAGGAAGUGCUUCUUGCAAUUGGUCCUAGACCAAACACAUUUAGCUAUGCUGAGAUGAAAGCUGCAACAGAAGACUUCAGUCCUUCAAACAAGUUAGGAGAAGGGGGUUAUGGAGCUGUCUACAAGGGUACAUUAUCAGAUGGGAGGGUGGUAGCUGUGAAGCAACUUUCAGUAGCAUCUCACCAAGGAAAGAGUCAAUUUAUUGCGGAAGUAGCCACCAUAUCAGCAGUGCAACAUCGCAAUCUUGUCAAACUACAUGGAUGCUGCAUUGAAGGGAAAAGGCAUCUUCUUGUUUACGAGUAUCUUGAAAAUAAAAGCCUUGAUAAGGCACUCUUUGGAUGCAGUGACUUGCAUAUCGAUUGGCCGACCCGCUACAAUAUCUGUUUAGCAACUGCAAGAGGGUUAGCUUAUCUUCAUGAGGAAUCUAGGCCAAGGAUUGUACAUAGAGAUGUUAAGGCAAGUAAUAUUCUCCUUGAUGCAGAAUUGUGCCCCAAAAUAUCUGAUUUUGGAUUGGCAAAGCUAUAUGAUGACAAGAAAACGCAUAUCAGCACUCGGGUUGCCGGAACCAUUGGCUACCUGGCACCGGAGUAUGCAAUGCGUGGGCAUCUCACUGAGAAAGCUGAUAUUUUUGGAUUUGGUAUUGUUGCUUUGGAGAUUCUUAGUGGUAGACCAAACUCUGAUAAUAGCUUGGAGGAUGAUAAAAUCUAUCUUCUUGAAUGGGCAUGGGCUCUACAUGAAAAUAACCAAAGCCUGGAUCUAGUUGAUCCGAAUUUAGUUGAGUUUGACGAAAAUGAAGCUCUCCGACUAGUCGGGGUUGCCCUUUUGUGCACUCAGGGAUCACCGUCGAUGCGGCCACCCAUGUCCCGUGUUGUGGCUAUGCUUGCCGGGGAUAUUGAAGUGAGUGGUGUUAUAACAAGACCAAGCUAUCUUACUGACUGGGAUUUUAGGGAUUUAACAAGCAGUUUUGUGACUGAAAGCAUACAAGCAUCGACUGCAUCCGAGGAUAAUGACAACCAUAACCAGAACAGGAUUAGCCCAGGCCCAGGGGCGGCACCAAUUCUAUCUCCAGUAAAUGUCAGUGACAUUCCUGAAGAAAGAUAAGAGGAUUAUGUAUUUGCAUGUGUCUUAUUAAGACAGAAAUUUGCUACGUUUUGUAGUUAAAAAUAAAUCAUAGACUUCUACAUACAUAUGGAUUAUAGAGUGAAAGCUGUAAAUGGCAAAGUCAUUUGGAUGCGUUUGCAAGAAUAAAUGAAAUUUGUCAAUGGCGCAUGACCUUGUUAGA